UAAAAAACUGGAAGUGCUAGGUUUUGUGUAUCUCAUUCUAUGUAAUCCCAUAUUAGGCUUAGAGAUCUCCACAUGAAAAUCUGAUUAAAUUCUUAAUGCUUUCUUUGUCAACAAGGAGCAUGAAGAAUAAGCAAAUGUUAGGCCUCACUCCCACACUCCCUCACGAGUUAAUAGAAGAAAUUCUGUUGAGGUUGCCGGUGAGAUCUCUGUUGCUUUUCAAAUGUGUGUGUAAGUCAUGGCUCACUCUUAUCUCGGAUCCCCAAUUUGCAAAAACCCAUUUUGACCUAGCUGCCGCACCCAUCCACUGUUAUCUUGUUGAAUCACAGCAUGGUUCUUUAUUUGGAUCUAUAGAUAUAGAGCCAUCAGUUUACGAAGAUUGUGCUCUAAUAUACUUCUGUUAUUCACAUCCAUCAUCCCCUUCCCAUAAUAAUUGUUAUUCUUAUAAUAAUUUUCAAAUUUUGGGUUCUUGUCGUGGGUUUGUACUAUUAAGGUAUGUCAAUGCUGAUUAUCUUACUGUAUGGAAUCCAUCUACCGGUGCACAGAAACCAAUAUCAUGUUCUCAUUAUCACUCAUUGAUCAAAAUUCUAUAUGGUCUUGGGUAUGAUGCAUCAACGGAUGACUACUUGGUAAUUAUUAUUAUGGUACCUCUCGGUCAAUAUAGUUCAGAAACUCAUUUCAUGUUUUUCUCCAUGAAAACCAAUUCUUGGAACAAAGUUGAGGGUAUUGAUUUUCCAUAUCUGACUGGCGGGGAGAACUACAGUGCUGGGUUACUCUUGAAUGGAGCUCUUCAUUGGUUGGCUUUCUCUGCUGCUGCUGAUGAUGAUGAUGAUGAUACCAAUGAUGAUACCGAGGUUGCUAUGAUUAUUGCCUUUGAUUUGACAGAAAGGAGUUUAUCUGUGAUUCCUUUACCAUGUCUUACCGGAGAAUCGUUUCUUGAAAUUGGUUGUCAUUUGAUGGUAAUAGGAGGAUGUCUCAGUCUGUGUUACCCAGCUACAAAGGUUUGCUGGGUGAUGAAAGAAUAUAAAGUGAACUCAUCUUGGACUAAGGCCACUUAUUACAAUGAUUGCAACUACGAAGGUGGUGUAAUUAUUGGAUCAGAUGCCGUUGGAAACCUAAUGAAACUUAAUGACAACAGAGAGCUAGUUGUGCAUUCCAAAAAUAGCUUUUACAUAGAGAGUCUACUACAGUUUGCUAUGUAUAGAGAAAGUCUAUUAUCACUUCCCAGUGACUUUGGGAAAGCAAGUGAAGACGACGAACACUGACAGACAAGAAGAAUUAGGGCAGGCCACGAAGUAUGCAAGAAUAUUUGAUACGGUUUUGCAAAUAUACAAGGGUUGGCUGCUGCAUAAAGUAUUGUCCUUACUCCACCCUCAGUGGUUGGGAUUUAAUAGGGAGUGGUUUUUUUUUUACCUUGAUAUCCUAGUUUUCCUUCAAAUGAUGAUACUGCUGGCAGAAAGCGUAGCAUUUGGAAGAGAAUGUCAUAUAUUUAAUAUUAAAUACUCUCGUGUCAGUGCAGAAUUAGCGUAUGUUUUUGUGGUGUUUUCAGUAAGGUUGGAGUGUAAACAUACUUUAGAAUUUAAUUAUGUUUCAAAG
Molecule: messenger RNA, 1593 nt
Organism: Gastrolobium bilobum
Lineage: Eukaryota; Viridiplantae; Streptophyta; Magnoliopsida; Fabales; Fabaceae
Product: F-box/kelch-repeat protein At3g23880-like
Exons: 2
Coding region: 96-1262 (388 amino acids)
Molecular function (GO): protein binding
Source: RefSeq, a predicted model, not a curated record